UGUCGUCAGCUACAGCAAACUUUAGCUUACAUAAAUGGAAUGGUCAACUCUCUUAGGAUUGGCUAGUUAUUAGAUUUUAGGUGGACAGUUUAUAACGUACAGCGCGUUAUUUUCUUGCAUAAUAUGGAGCGGUGCGGUGCAAUGGUGUCUAUUUAUUUAUUUACAACUGUUCUGAUGUGCGGUUUGUCAUGCAAUGCGUUGCCAAUACAGACUUCAACUCGACUGGAGCUAAUUCAGGCUCUUAUAAAUCAUGACGAAAACAUCCCUGGAGUACUUGAUCAAUCGCCGCCCGGGACGUUUGAAGGUGACAUGAUUCUUACCCCUAUUCAGAAGAAAGCAAUUCGGGAGGAUGUCAAUGCAAGGAAAACAGGAAAUGUUGGAAGGAAAAGGAAAAUAUUGGCAGAUACAAACGCAUAUUGGCCACAGGCUAUGGUUACCCUACGAAAUCGAUCCCACGGCCAAAUAUAUCCGUUUUCAGUCCCCGGCAAAUUUAUAUGGCACAGGAUACAGUCAGCGAUACACAUGUGGGAGUCCCAGACAUGUAUCCGGUUUAUACCAAGGUCAAGGGCUCUUAGUGAACAGCUGGGUCAUAAAGAUUACGUACUAAUCCGUCCGUGGCCGGACUCUAGGCAGGGCUGUAUAUCCAAUGUGGGAAGAAUUCGUGGAAUGCAGUCCGUCAAUAUUUCUGUCAUAUGUUCUGCGGGACGGAUCGCUCACGAACUUGGCCACACUAUAGGGUUUGUACACGAGCAGUCCCGGCCGGACCGCGACCUGUACGUACAUAUCAACUACAACAAUGUGGCCAUCAAUCAGACCGGACAGUUUGAGAAGUAUUCUAACUCCAAGGUCACUACCUAUCGACUGCCCUACGACAUCGGAUCCAUUAUGCACUAUAAAUCAACGGCAUUCUCCAAAGAUCAGCGUAUGCUCCAAACUAUCACAACCGAUGAUCCUUUGGUACAGAAAUGGAUGGGACAGCGAAAUAACAUUAGUUUCUUGGACGCAAAGCUGGCAAACCUGGCGUAUAGAUGUCACACCGGAUGCCCCGUGUCCCCGCCGUGUCAGAAUGGUGGGUAUAUUGGUCCCUCCUGUACCUGUGUGUGUCCUGUCGGUCUAACAGGGCCCUUCUGUGACACCCCUCACGUCUCUAAAGGUUGUGGGGGUAGAUUGACAGCUACGCAUGGUGUAAUACAGUCGUCCAACUACCCUGCCAGCUACAACCCUGACACGGAGUGCUCCUGGCUAAUAGAGGCCCCUGAAGAUUCCAGUAUCGACCUUCAAAUCCAGGAAUUCCAUAUCGAGGAGGACUUUGAUGAUGAGUGUAACAAUGAUUACCUGGAGAUAAAAUUGUACGGUGUUCAGCAGGUUGGACAAAAAUAUUGUGGCGAGUCGGCGAACGGUCGUAACAUUACUUACCACUCAGGCGGAAGUUUGCUGAUCCGCUUUGUCAGCGAUUUCGCCACAGAGGAAAGCGGAUUCAGAAUAAUAUAUCGCAUUGUUUGAACAUGAUGCUAUCAUGACUUCUCUUCAGGCCUUCUAAUGCAUCGGAGGUGGCAGUUAUUUUCUCCAUGAUGAGCCAGAGACAUGUAUACAAUCACAUGAUAAUUUCGACAACAUCCUAUCGAAAAUCUCAAACCCAAAUAAAAUGGCCAUAUUUUUACAUGCAGAGGAUAUAGUCAUGUCAUAUCUGUGUUUUUACUUGACCAGAUUAAACUAUGUGUUGAACGAGUAAAUUAUUUUCUAGUAUUAAAGCUUAAAACUAUUUCACUACCAUGGGCUAAACCUAUUUUACCCCACGAUCACACUUUAACUAAUUAUAUACUUUAAUUUAUAUAUCAAAGCUUCAUUUUACUACCGUAACUGUAAAUGUUUUAAUGUCAUAUUUUAAAUACCAUACCAUACCAUAACCUAACAUUAUUUAAUUUUAACCUAACUAUUUUGGAAACCAUAGUCUGAAAUAUAUUCUCUAACAAAGCCUGAAAUUGUUUUGCUGUCUUAAAUUGUGUUUUUUUUAAAUUUGAUCUGGACCAUUUGUCUUGAAGAUUAGAACAUUUAUGAAUUAAUACCUUAUUGUGUGUGUACUCGUUUGAGUGUUACAUGUAGUGUACUGUAGUAAGGAACAGUUACCAAUAUAAUAUAGAGUUUAGCCUGUUAUUUUUUAAGCUAACGGUUCUACUACUAAGUAGAUGACAUCUUGUUUUACUAUUAAACAUAACGUAUUUCUAAGGUGUAUCUUGUUAUAUGCGUGAAUAAAAUGGUUCCGGUAUCCUUUUA
Molecule: messenger RNA, 2274 nt
Organism: Pecten maximus
Lineage: Eukaryota; Metazoa; Mollusca; Bivalvia; Pectinida; Pectinidae
Product: blastula protease 10-like
Exons: 10
Coding region: 124-1503 (459 amino acids)
Biological process (GO): molting cycle, collagen and cuticulin-based cuticle; proteolysis
Molecular function (GO): zinc ion binding; metalloendopeptidase activity
Source: RefSeq, a predicted model, not a curated record